This is a messenger RNA of Chaetomium globosum CBS 148.51, 3192 nucleotides long. RefSeq lists its product as uncharacterized. The transcript is spliced from 6 exons. The coding region runs from base 1 to 3192 and encodes 1063 amino acids. Lineage: Eukaryota; Fungi; Ascomycota; Sordariomycetes; Sordariales; Chaetomiaceae. The record is from RefSeq and is a predicted model, not a curated record.
AUGGCGAGAUCUCUCCAACCCAGCCCAGCCCUGGACAUGCUCUUGGGUGACGAUAUGGGGGGAGAGACCGGAGAGGACAGCGAAGUGGUAGACAUUGACGACAACGAGCUCGAUAGGGCAAUCAAGGCAACGCCGCCCAACCCGCAGUAUGCCUUGGAGUUAGAGGUUCGCAGACGUCAAGCCCCGCGCGUUUUGCCCGGCCUCCGUGGAUCUUCCCGAGCUUCCGUCCCGCAUAUCCGCUCGAGGAGCGCCGACGGGAGAGGCAGGGGAAGCCGAAAACUCGGGAGACUGGCUGAUUUGUCCGAACGGCUCCGGUCUAUCCCGCCCUGCCCUGGAACUGGUGACUUCCAAGACGGAGAUCUGAUAGCUGAAGGGCCUGACUGGGAAGUUGGUUCCUGGUACAGGGGUAGACGCCAACCUCCCUUGGCAGCCCGUCUUGAUACCAUCAUCAAGUUCCUCGCCGAGGAGGAUGUGGAUCGGUGUAUAGACUGGGAGCUGAAGUUCGAGGAGAUCGUUUCCUAUCUGGAGUGGCUCGCGCUCGAAGACGCCAACUCCCAACUGGACCACGCUCGGCCACAGACACAAGCCAUGUUCAACGAUGCAGUCACCAAGGCAAAGGCCCAUGUUCUUUUCGAACAGCACCACUACAACCCCACAACCAUUGAAUUCACCAAACCGUCCAAGACACCUUUCAGAUCGACACGCCUCAACUGGAUGGUCAACGCGCAGGACUGGCCUCUCCCCUCCCACAACCUGGUCCCCAACCGCCGCAACCUCCUCCCCAGGCCCAUCCUCCCCCACACCCCCGGCCCCGUCAACAGGAUGCUCAUUGACCGACCCGAAAGCGACCGCCUCUACAACAAACUCGCCAAAGACCAGCGAGACUGGUGGCACCGCAUCGCCAUCACCCGCCUCGCCGUCAUCCCCCCGGACGCGGAGAAUGCCUCGGAGCGAGACAACCUCGCCUACCACGAAGACCAAGCCUUCACCACCUUCACCCGCUCCACCGACACCACCAACUGGAUCACCACCGACGCCACCGGCACCACCAUCCUCCCCAACAACCGCCGCGUCCGCCCCGGCGCCGCCGUCGACUACGCCCAAGAACGCGGCGCCCGCCGCGCCACCCUCCAACUCACGCUGCGCACCCUCCCCACCACCCCGCCCACCACCCCCCACCACGCACGCCUCCUCCUCCUCCCCACCCGGGAGGCCACCAUCAGGCGCAUAGUCAUACUCGCAGAAAGACGCUGCUGGAUGAGGACCAACCUGGGGAGAGUGAGCCAAAAGCGUGAAGCGGCGCGAGCUGGCGCGUCGGCGCGUCGAGGAGGAGCAUGCCAAGAAGGAUGCGCGGUGGGCGACGCUGCCGCGGAAUGUGGUGAGUGGCGGGCCGGUGGUGUGGCGGGGGCUGGGUGCGGAUGCGCAGGCGAAGGAGGAUUUGUUGCGGCGGUGUUGGGUGGUGGUGGAGGUUUUGAGGGCGGCGGGGAGGAGGGGGCCGGGGAGGGAGUUGUUGGGGAUGGUGUUGGGGUUGGUGGAGAGGGGGGUGGGAGGGGGAAGUUUGUGGGUGUUGGGGGGCGCCGGUGUGGGUGCGCAGAUGAGUGGGAUGUGGUGGAUGGGAGGAGGGUGCCGAGGUAUUUGGAUGCUGGGGAGGUGGAGUGGUUGAGGUUUUUGGGGGGGGAGUGCGUGAAUGGGUUGAACUAUACGGGGCGGUUUUUGCCGGAUACGCCGAGGGAUAAGUACAGGCUGUUUCAGCUGUUUGCGAAGAAGGUGAAGAAGCUGCUAGAUGAUAAGAAUCCGGAGGGGCUGUUUAGCUCGCAUGACGCCAGCGUCGAGGUCGAGGACCUGUUGAAGGCCAUCAAUGCUGGGAAAGACAGCAGCGCGGUUGUCAAGCACGAGUUCAAGCCGCAUGAUGCCUGCAAAUGGCUCGACAGGAUGAAGGAUAGGGGGUAUCUAAGGUUCCACCUCGACCCAACAUGCUACGGCGUCGUCAGACGCCCUAUCUGCGACUACUUCCCAGAGCACCGCGUCAUCUGGCCACGGCAAACACCAACCGGCGACCACAAGCGGCCCAGCUACCACCCCGAUUCCAUCGCCGACUGGGACACGGUCAUCAACGAGGGCGAGGAACCCCGCAUCAGCGAAGGCAGCGACAUCUGGGAAUUCUUCCAGGCCCUCGCCUUCCGCCUCGGCUACACCAUCUCCAUGCUCGAGCAAGAACGCCGCCAACACCCCCCGCAACCCAUCCCCGCCACCCACCUCCGCGACUCCAUCCGCGCCUGGUCACGGACCUGCGCCCGCCUCGAACGCACCACACCCCCUUCCCCCACGGCUGCACCAACCACAGCCGCACCAACCGCAGCCACACCAACACCAGACAAACUCGACCUCAUCCGCACGCAGCUCAUCAACGAACUGCACCUCAACCAAACCAUGCUCGCGCCCGGCCGCGCCCAGCACUACCUCGACGCCUCCGGCACGCGCCAAACCGUCCUCGUGCGCGACCACAACUGGGACUGGGCGGCCAUCACGGGCGCGGGGCGCGCAGGGGAGAAGGAGGGGGGGCGUCAGUCCCGGAGCAAGAAGGGCAAGAAGGGGAAGAAGGAGAAGAGGCGCCAGUUCUGGUCCAUCAACCGGUGGCCGGUGGAGGACGGUGGCGCGGGGUAUCUGACCGCUGAGGCGGCGCGGGCGGUGCGGGAGGAUGCGUAUGCGGAUCCGGCGGUCGGGUAUGAUCCUGUGGCGGUGGAUCGGACGACGGAGUGGUGGUAUUUGAGGCCCAAGUUGCAGAGGUAUCGCCAGGAGAAGGCGGUGUUUCGGAAGGGGCCGGCGGUGUAUCCGGUGGGGGAUACGCGGCUGCAGAGGGAGGUGGUUAGGGAGAGGAUGGUGGAGAUGGUGGAGAGGGCUACUGGGCUAGACAUGGAAGAACCUACCUGGGGCGAGGCACUAAUGGCAGGACUGAAUCCCUUUUCACGCUCUCCAUCGCGCGUUGAGGACCGGGAGGCGGAGGGCAAGUUACCACCUGUCAAACCCGGGGAUAUUCCGAGGAGCUGGGAUCCCGUUGCCGAGGCGGAGCGCGCGGCUACCGUGGAGGCCGAGUCGGACUACGAAACGGAGGAGGACAUCGAUGAGGAGGAUGAGGUUGGAAGUGUAGAUGUGCCCAUGACUGGGAUGGGGGAGUCAUGGAUGACGGUAUGA